Messenger RNA from Aricia agestis (brown argus), 996 nucleotides. RefSeq lists its product as uncharacterized. Bases 71 to 973 code for a protein of 300 amino acids. The record is from RefSeq and is a predicted model, not a curated record. NCBI's taxonomy places the organism in Eukaryota, Metazoa, Arthropoda, Insecta, Lepidoptera, Lycaenidae. The transcript has 4 exons.
AAAAACGAUAAAAAAAUAUAUUUUUAUAGCUUGUAAACGGCUGCAUGAUAUAAAAAGCAAUAGUGUUAAAAUGUUUAUACUCCUUGUGGCAUUGUCAUUUUACCAUAAUGUUGUCGCCAAUCACGAAGAACAUUAUUUAGAUCUAGGUCCAUUGUUAGCUUCAUUGAAAGCGGCUGAAAGAGCAGCUGAUGAGGUGGCUGCACGAAUUGAAACUAAAUCUUUACAGAAAUCAGUCCCCCAGAAAGAUUUAAACCUAAACGAAGAAGAUGUUAUAAAGGAAGCGAAAUUAAGGAAAAUACUAGAGCUGAUCAAAGAGAACAACAGAGCUAUAUCACAGGAUGUUAAUGAUAAAUCCAGAGAACCCCGAGUGUUCAUGAUUAAAGAAGAUACACCGGACAUAAUAUAUGAAAAGGUUCCAGAGGAUAUAGCCGCCAAUACAAAAGUUACACGAAGACCUCGAAUUGCUUUUUAUGGAAAUAGUCGACGUAACCUUGAAAUCAGCGGUGUAAGUAAAGAAAAACGAGCGGAUGUAACCCAUCUUUCUCAAAAGCGAAAAUCUAUUCAAGGCAAGGGCAGGUCCUAUUUUUCUGACGACGACGAAGACUAUACGACUAGAAGAAACUACCAGAGUGCAGUUGACAUUAGCAGAGAGCACGCACCAGGACCUUCACUCCAGUUUCCAAAGUAUACCGAUGGAAUAUUUAAUAACAGAAACGAUUGGAAACGAAUAACUCCAAGAGGACCAUUGAACAGGCCAAGGGGUAUACCGUUCAAUCACAGCAAGGAAGAGCGUUGGAACGGCAAAAUAGAUAAUAUAGAGAGAAGUAAUAAACGUAACAAAUUGUUGCGAAACGAUGAUAGUUACGAUAGAAGCUCUGAACCAAACAGAGGUCGUGGUCUGUAUCGAGGCAAAAACCGACUAUUAGGCAGAACUCUAAUACCUUACGGAAAAAGAUACGUUUACGAAGAUUAAAUUGUGAAUAAAAUUUUGUGGAU